Molecule: messenger RNA, 3186 nt
Organism: Asterias rubens (European starfish)
Lineage: Eukaryota; Metazoa; Echinodermata; Asteroidea; Forcipulatida; Asteriidae
Product: muscle M-line assembly protein unc-89-like
Exons: 15
Coding region: 214-3186 (990 amino acids)
Biological process (GO): homophilic cell-cell adhesion; synapse organization
Cellular component (GO): plasma membrane; neuronal cell body; axon
Molecular function (GO): axon guidance receptor activity
Source: RefSeq, a predicted model, not a curated record
CAACAACACGAGAACAAAACCAGCUGUAAACUGUAAUUUUAGCCUCAACUUUUAUCCUUGACGUUCUUUGCUGCUUGGAAACAAACCCUUGAAUGACUACUGAAAUGUUUGAAGACGUUUUAGAGUGUGUUGGUGUCUCAUUUAAGAUGGAAAUACUAUUGUUAAUUCGGUGGUUUCGUUCAGCACACACAAACGAUUAUCUCAUCAGUCACAAUGGUGAAAGAAUCAGGACCCACAUUCGUCCAGAAACCAAUCCUCGACCAAUCCGACGACGGUCGCGUCUUGAAGUUCUCCUGUCGCAUCGCCGGAGAGCCUCGCCCAAACUUCAAAUGGUUUCUGAACGAUCGCGCACUACGCGAUGGAGGGCGCUAUUUCAUGACAACGAAACCAGACAAGGACGACUACGUGGUUGCUUUGGAGAUUGAGGAUGUAUCUGGGGAGGAUGCAGGGAAUUAUAAGAUCGUCGCUGAGAAUAAGUCUGGCAGCACCAGCGCCACUAUCAACCUCAAGUUUGGCGAGGAGGAAGAAGGAGGGGAAGGAAAACAGGGAGAUGGCGAUGGUCUGGCUCCAAACUUCACCAUGAAGCCCAAGAUGCGACAGUCUGAUGACGGCCUCAAGCUGACCAUCGAGUGUGAACUAAUGGCCAACCCUGAGCCGGAGAUCACAUGGUAUCGCGGUACGAACGUUCUACGCGAUGGAGGGCGCUUUAAGCUGAUCUGCAACCCGGAUGGGGAGUAUUUUUUCAUGUCGUUAGAGAUCACCGACGUCACGGAGAAAGAUGGGGGAGAGUACAAGAUUGUUGCUACCAAUAAACUCGGAACGGCAACCAAUACUAUCAAGUUGAACUUCCAAACUGGUGCCCCGUCCUUCACCGUGCAACCAAAGAUAGAUCAAUCUCCUGACGGUCGCCACCUGACCUUCCAGUGUGAGCUGACCGCCGACCCGGAACCCGCGCUGACCUGGUACAAGAACGACGUCCUCAUCAAACACGGAGGGCGCUAUAACAUGAAGGUCAAGAAGGAUGACAACGUUUACUUCAUCGAGCUGGAGAUUACCGACGUGUCUGGAAAGGAUGCGGGGAAGUAUAAGAUCAUGGCCAAGAACGAGCACGGCGACGCUAAAUCAACGAUUGAUCUCAACUUUGAAGGAGGGGAAGAGCCAGCUAAGCCUCCUGUCAAAGGAACCGCCCCUUCCUUCAUUGGCAAGCCAAUGAUGCGUCAAUCCGACAACGGCCAAACGGUCUUCUUCGAUUGUCAGCUAACUGCUGAUCCUAAACCAGAGAUCAUUUGGCUGUAUGGAAACAAGCGCAUCCCUGUAGGUGGCCGUUAUAACAUGAAGCUAACGCCUAAAGGAGUCAAAAUGUACGCCCUGGAGCUGAGCGUCAGUGAUGUCACACCUAAAGAUGGAGGCACCUAUCUUGUGUUUGCCAAAAACGAGGUUGGAGAACACCGAACAACUAUCAAUCUCAACUUUGAUGUACGUGAAGCUAACAAAGAUGGAGCCCCUACAUUCAUUGAGAAGCCAACGAUUAAACAGGAAGAUGGAGGACGGCGUCUUGUCAUGGAAUGCAAAGUCAUGGCUGACCCUAAACCAAAGGUGACAUGGUGUUACAACAACAAGGAGUUGAAAGAUGCUGGUCGUUACCGCAUUCGUACCACCAAGCAGGGAAAGAUCUAUGUCUUGGUACUCGACAUGUCUGGGGUUACCAACCAAGACAUGGGGAGCUAUCAAUUGGUCGCUGAGAAUGAGAAAGGAAAAGCAUCAUCAACGAUUAGUGUCAACUUUGAAGUGAAAGACAAACGUUUCCCCCGCAAAUACGAGCUUGCAACCCAAAUCCAAGGAGUCCAUAUGGAUUUUGCUCCUGGAGCAUCAGAGAUGAUUGAUCUAGGGCCAGACUUUGGGAUGUUGGAGCUCCUGAUGCCUGAUAAAGAACCCAGUGGACCCAUGGAGAUUGAGCUGAGUAGUACAGGACCUGACGUGACUGAGGUGAAAGUAGAGACAGACUCUGGUCUGGUUAUCACUGAGCAACUGAAGGAUCAGGAUGUGGAAGAUGGCAAGAGUGUUGAGUUCAGAUGUAAGGUCACCGGCAAACCAACCAAGGUCAUCUGGUACAGAGAUGGAAAGGAAAUCCGACCCUCCACUUCUAUCAAGCAGACAAAAGAGGGCGACGUUUACAUCUUGCGCAUCUUAAAGACCUCAACUAGAGACAGUGGAGAUUACUCCAUUGUUGCGUUUGGUCCUAAAGGAGAAGCCAAGUCCAUUGCAGAACUCUACGUUGAUGACUACAUCCCAUCGAAGAAGCCUGAAGAUGAACCAAUGAAGAGACCUGCUCCGGAACCUGAAGAUGUAGUCAACAAAGCACAGAAAGUUGACACAUUAGAAGAAGUCCUUAUGGAAUUUGAUGAAUCAGAUCUUUUUGGCAAAGCUGGAAAACCUGCUAAACGACGUCAAGAACCUGACGAAGAUGAACCUGAAGAGGGUAAACCUGGCAAAUUUCCCAAACCUGCUCCUAAACCCAAAGAUCGCAAAGAUGGUGGUCGAGAACAGACAGAGGUCUUACUCGAGAUCAAAUCGAAUGAGACUGAGGUCCAGCCUGGUGAGUUUACUCGAAUUGAAGAGACCAGACAUGUCCAACGAGACCAACCGGAGGUCUUACUAGAGUUCGGAUCAGAUGAGUUGGAGGUCCAACCUGGCAAAUUUACCAAAACAGAAGAGAGCAAACCUGGCAAACGAGAACAAACAGAGGUCUUACUUGAGUUGAGAUCUGAUGAGAUGGAUGUUCGGCCGGGCAAAUUUACCAGAAUUGAAGGGACCAGACACGUCCAGCAAGACCAACCAGAAGUCUUCCUAGAAAUCAAACCAGAUGAGACAGAGAUUCAACCUGGCAAGUUUACCAGAAUUGAAGAAACCAGAUAUGUCCAACAAGACCAACCAGAGGUCUUCCUAGAGAUGAGAUCGAAUGAGAUGGAGGUCCAGCCGGGCACAUUUACCAGAAUUGAAGAGACCAGACACGUCCAGCGAGACCAACCAGAGGUCUUCCUAGAAAUCAGACCAGAUGAGACAGAGAUUCAACCUGGCCAAUUUACCAGAAUUGAAGAGACCAGACAUGUCCAACGAGGCCAACCUGAGGUCUUACUGGAGUUCGGAUCAGAUGAGAUGGAGGUCCAGCCUGUUCGGAUCAGAUGA